Molecule: messenger RNA, 4230 nt
Organism: Anopheles bellator
Lineage: Eukaryota; Metazoa; Arthropoda; Insecta; Diptera; Culicidae
Product: mucin-2-like
Exons: 6
Coding region: 1-4155 (1384 amino acids)
Biological process (GO): DNA damage checkpoint signaling; positive regulation of transcription by RNA polymerase II
Cellular component (GO): nucleus
Molecular function (GO): histone binding
Source: RefSeq, a predicted model, not a curated record
AUGGCCUCCGGAGGGACAGUGCCACCGAAGCAAGAAACUGCUAGUUCCAGCGUAAAACGGAAGCUUUCCGAGUGCACUCCGAAGGUCAAUGAGCCAGACACGAAAAAGGUUCACAUCGGAGAUGUUAUCGACAGCACCGGAAGGAAGACAACUGUUACCGUCGAUACAGAACAAAAGGUAACCGUUGGCAGUCUUUCUGCGCCAGUGUCCGAAUCGAGUUCUGGCGACGUGCCGAUGGAAAAACCACCCUCGGUUGAAAAGAUGGACGUGGACGCGUCGCCCGAGCCUGAAACGUCUUGCUGCGAAAACGUGGACACACUUCCCGACACGGAGCCGAACACGGAGACGGAAGGUGAAGAGAAAACGGAAGAGAUAAGCUCAUCGGUGGCUGAUCAAUCGACGCGAAAGGGUGACGAUGAAAUGCUUGAAAGCAAUUCGAAUGUGUCCAGCUCGGAUGAUAAGCGCACGGGAGCAACGGAAAGUGUAGGGCAACCAAAACCCCCGGACAGCGAGGUUUCUGCAUCGGCAUUGCCGACCCCCUCGGAAGUAGAGGCCAUGGAUGUCGAUAUGGAAGCGGAUGUGGAUGAGGGUGACCUGCCGUCGGGACCCAUAGGUCCACCGGUCGUGGAACCACCGUGUGUGAAGAAGGUGGCAUACUUGUGUUACGAUGAUGAGCACCCGGAUGGGAAAACGGCUCCGAAGCCUGAACCGUCUUCGGGAAAAUCCACACCUGUCGCUAGUACAUCCACAAAAACGCCCACAAACAUUCCAUCGGCUGUGGCCCCCAGUAUGUCUGCGAACGAGGGAAAGAUGGAAGUUGAUUCGGUGCCCAAGUCAACGAGUAGAAAACCAGCAACUCUACAGGCUGAAGCUGUUGUCGAUAGCAGCAUCGCUGCGGAAGCUUUAGAGCCCGUAGUGGCAACCAGCAAGAAAUCGAUCGCUUCGUCCGCCAUCAGCACAGCAAAAGUUUUGGGCGAAAAUGUUGUUGAAAGCUCACAACCAUCCUCCAGUAGCGACUCGAAGAAACAAGCAUCUGACAAGGGUGUGGAUGAACAACUACGGGCUACUGUUCACCGUAGCGCACUGCUGGCCAAGGCAAGCAGCACGCCCAACACCGGCACAACCGGUAGCCCCGCAGCGACCCCGUCAAUGAAUCCUUCAACGCCGAAUCCAGUGAUAGCGUCAGCUGUGAGCUCAUCGAACGUGUUCAGCUCCACGCCAAUCCACAAAAACUUCGAACACAAACCGGUGAACUCCGGAAACGUGAGCAAAAUCACCAACCCUUCUUCGGUUGAAACCAGUCGAAUCGAAGCGGACGACGCUACCGAGCAUUCGUCCAUGGCAGUUAAUGCUGUGACCACUGGUGAAGGCAAUGAUACGACCGGUGUAGCGACGGCUUCCACCACCAAAUCGUUGUCAGCAUCAGGUGGAACACCCUCCAAUACCGAAACGGCAUCCCCCAGCACGGAGGCAGCCUCCACUUCAACGUCACCCAGUGCCAGAUUGACCCCGCCUAAAAAGGAUCCGCUACUAAAGCACGAACAUUCGAGCAGUGGCACCAGCCUGAAGACAACCGAUUCAUCGGAAGUAGAUUCAUGCACAGUGACAUCGGAAAUGAAUACAGCCGAAGAGAUCGCCAUGUACGCUAACAAUGCGCGCAAAUACAAUGGCAUAUCGUCGACUUCAUCGGACGUAUCGGAGUUGGGUGCAGCAAAAGCUGAAGUUCUGAAAACGCCCGUCGUCACCAUGAAACAGGAGGAAGAGAGUAACUCAGCGCUCAGCUCGUCACCGGUCACGAAAGUUGACCUGGUCAGUGCGAUACGGCCAACUACCUCGCACCAGCAGCAGUAUGAAGUCAGCAUAUGGUUCGAAGGACGAGAUCUGCAGUUUCUGUCGAUAGAGAAACUUGGCAACCAAGCCAAUAGCACCACACCCGUAGGAGAUUCUCCUAUGCACGCAGCCAGCAUCGGGAACGAUGUUUCGGGGACCGAUGGUUCGCUGAAACAAUCGACCACCAGCACCACCUCCAACGGAAGCGUGACCAGUUUGGGCCCGUUUGCGUUGCCAGAUAAAAGGCUCACGGCGUCGACCGUCUCUUCGAAUAGCUCCUCUGGCUCCGUGGCUGCCAGUCUGAUCACUCACCAGUCGAGUGUGAAGCCCAACGUGCCACAGGUUAAGCAAACGGUCAUAGGACCGAGUGCACUGUGCGAUUUGAUGAUCGGCGAGUUUAAGAAGUUGAAGCGAACAUUUGCACCGCACGGUGUCGAUGACGAUGGUCGUUCGCUAGAUGCGCAGUUAGAAAAGACUCCCAAAACGCCUACCAGCUCGCGUGGUCAACGUAAAGAUGCGUUGUCUGGCAAAAAAAGUGCAUCCCGCGCUCAGAAACGCGCAGAAAAGAUGGCGGAUGGCAGCGACGAGGAGGACACCGACACUGACUUAUUCACACUGAAGGCUUCCUCCGGUUCGCCGGCCACCAAGCAAGCGACUAAACGGUCGAAGGGAACCCCCGAAUCACCGGGCGUAUCAUCCAGUCACGCGGCCGCAACAAAGACAUCGGUGAUACCCGAACCGAAGCAGUUCGAUAUUUGCUGCCUUGCACGGUGGACUGACCGCAAGUACUAUGCUGGGCGCGUGACAAAUCAGCGGGGCGACAAGUACGUCGUCAUGUUCGAAGACGGCUGCUCGAAAACACUGGCACGCGAUGUCAUCGUGUUCGGGGAGGACGGUGUGCUUCCCAUUCUGAAUCACUCGAUCCACGUCCUGACCGGUGGUGACACCUAUGAGCCCGCCAUUGUGGAGGAGGUUAAGCGCAAUGAUUCGUCGAACGAGGUGGUGUACGCUGUGCGAACUGCAUCGAGUACGCUCGAGAUCGCGGCUAGUGGCAUCUAUCUAACCGACGAGCAGGCAAAGUGGAUACAUAACGCUUGCAAAAACAAGCCCGACCCGAUUCAACAACUUUUGCUACAGUCUGGGGCUGCGGACGCUGGAGAUGAUGGUGAAGGUGCAACAACGGGUGGCGGUGCUGCUCGUGGAGCUGGAACCGCAACCGAUCAAGCAGGUGGCGAUAAGGGGUCACGAUCAACGCGAAGCAAACGAGGCUUUGACAAAACGAUUACUCCUGGAACACCGGAAGCGGGCUACUCGGGCGGUGUCGGUAAAAAGGGGCGUCGCGGACGAAGAAACAAACUUCCACCCCCUGGUUCAAACAUAUCUGAGUGUAGCGAAGGGUCAGACACCUACGAAGACGAACAAUCGGUGCCGCAGAGUCCGGAAGCGGGACUAGACGCAGUGGACGGUGUGCAGCCAGAACUGCAACGUACCGAACAGGAAUCGGAGCUAGUUAAAAUCAAUCUGAUCGCGGAGUACUUUGGUGCGGAUUAUGAUGAAGAGAAUGCUGCUCAGCUGCUUGGUGCGAUUCCAUAUAGCGCGAAAACGCUGUUCCGAAACAAGCAUUUCCUCUUGAGUUGUACGAUCCCACCGAAAAGUGCUGACAAUUAUGAGCUCAAUAGGGCCACGUUUAGUUCGGCACCGUUCGUGAAACAGCACUUGCGACGGCAAAUCGAGGCCGGUGGCGGAAAAGUGUACAAUUUUUUCGAGGAUGUUCCAAAAAAUAAGUACAAAAACUGCAAACUGAUUGCUCCCCGUCCUUCGACGACGGCUUUGUAUAUUCAGUGCCUGGCGUGCAAUAUUGUGGCUGUUUCUCACGAGUGGAUAGCUCAGUGUUGCCACGAGCAAACUCUGCUAGACCAUAAGAAUUACACGUUACCUUCCGGUUGGUCCUUUCUCGAGCAGCGGUACAUGCCUUGGGGUGCUGGAAGGACACAAAAUAAGCGAUCCACACCGACACCGCUUUCAUCGACUUCAAUCAACGUGGCAAGCUUGAACAAAGACUUCAACGACUUUUGGAGCCGCGUCUGCCGGUUGGGUGGUGCCACGGUGCGUUUAAUAAAGCGGGAGUCGGAUGUCACCGAAACCCUUUCCGGUUACCUCCUAACCGAUCAGGAAUUCCCGGAGGAAAUAAAAAUUAAAGCAAGCCGCAUCGGGUUGCUGGUGGUGUCGACCGUUUGGGUGGUCCAGUGCCUAAUUAAUGGCCGUAUUUGCCAUCCGAGCAGUCACGAGAAGCUGACCCAGAUCUAUCAAGAGGAUGAUUACUAGCCGCUGCUGAUCGACCGUGGCUAAAGGCAUUUUGUUGUUUGGUUCCCACUGUAAUAUUUGUUAUGUUUACUGUAU